Messenger RNA from Thermothelomyces thermophilus ATCC 42464, 1530 nucleotides. RefSeq lists its product as uncharacterized. Bases 103 to 1446 code for a protein of 447 amino acids. The transcript is spliced from 3 exons. The record is from RefSeq and is a predicted model, not a curated record. Gene Ontology annotation, biological process: positive regulation of transcription by RNA polymerase II. Gene Ontology annotation, molecular function: transcription cis-regulatory region binding; zinc ion binding; DNA-binding transcription factor activity, RNA polymerase II-specific. NCBI's taxonomy places the organism in Eukaryota, Fungi, Ascomycota, Sordariomycetes, Sordariales, Chaetomiaceae. Gene Ontology annotation, cellular component: nucleus.
CCAUUUUGCGAUAUUUCUCCCCCCAGAGCUCCCCCCCGGGAGCCAAACAGAUCCCGACCGCGGAAGUAAUCAGAGGAACAAGUGGGUGGAGAGGGAGCCAGGAUGAAGAACAGGCAGAAAUCACGAAGCGGCUGCCAGAUCUGCAAGCUCAGGAGGUUGAGAUGCGAUGAGACCAAGCCCGGGUGCCGGAACUGUGCCCAGAAAGGGUUCGAGUGCCCCGGCUACCAACAGCGUCUCCAGUGGUCCACGAAACACGAGAGGCCGACCACAACACAAACACGCGGUCCUCCGAAUUUCUCUCAGCUUGUCACUGCUGCUUCCGAGUCUAUUGUGUCCACGCCGGCGACGACUGCGCAGAGGUCCGGCCAUGGCGGAGCCAGGGCCUCGCCCGUGGUGCCCGUCUUUGACGGGCGCACGCGCCCUACAACCUUCCUCUCCCCAUCGACAUCGGCAUCCCCGUCAGCAUCCGGGUCGUAUUCUUCACCUUCUUCAUCCACAGCAUCCCCGCCGGCCCACCACGAGGACUCAACAGUCAGUGCCGAGGCCCAUGCCCGCCUUGCGCCGGUGUUGAACUCCGUGGCGAGUAAUGAUAACAAUGCCAUGACCCCCACGCCCAAGACGGAACCAGGGACGCCGGACGAGGCCGAGCAGGCAUCCGGGUUGACCAUGUUCCAGCCGGCCGUGGACAUUCCGACUUUUCUGAUCGAGCACUGGUUUAAGUCGGUCUGCCCUUCGUGGUCGGCGCUAGAUUCUCCCGCGAACCCGUAUCGAAGCUUGACAGCAAAGCUCUGGCACAGCUCGACGCCAGUGUUCUACGCCCUCCAAUCCAUCUCCGCAGCUUCGCUCGUCGAGCGGCUACCGCACGUCAUGCGAGAUACCGCCCAAGCCGCACCUCGCAAGGCUGACGAGGCCAUCCAAGAAGAACUCUGCGCCUUCUCUACCGCCACCCGGCCCAAAUUUCCGACCGAGCUUCUCCUCUCGCUCUUCUGUAUGAGCUCGUCCACGUGCUGGCUAGAAGCAAGUCAGCUUGGCCAGCAAUACUUGAGGCAGGCCCGCGCGGUGCUCAAGGUCCUGGAGGGAUGGACAUUAGAUAGCGAGUCCCAGGAGUUGCUCACUUUCUUCAAGGGGUGUCUGAUUUAUGAGGAGAUGCUCCGUAGUGUCGUUAGCGACGGCGAGGACGAGAUCCAGCACAUGCUCGGCUGGCCAGAGCCUGCGAUUCGACUGCCCCUAGUACCGGCGAACCCGCAUCCCUGGACCGGCGUGUCAUCCGAAAUCCUGAGGCCGUUCGGAAAGGCGUUAGCCCUGUGUCGAAGGUCCCGCAAUCGGUGGAGGCUAAGUGGCGCGACAACGUACCGUGUCCUCAAAGGCGCAAUGAAGGACAUCGAGGAAGCCAAAAAAGUGGAGGAUAACUUGUUCUUGGCUGGUGUCCCGCAAAUAAUAGUAUGAGCCGCAUCCAACCCAUCAUUUGCCUCUGCGCGGGCAGCGGACUCCGAUAUGACGCCAAAGUUUCGCUGGGUUCCGGACACCAGA